UGCGAUCUGCGCGCGGCUAGGACCCGCCGCUAGGCCCUCUCUAUAGGUGGAUGGGGUUGGGUCACGUCGCGUCGCGUCGCUUCGUCGUCCUCCUCCUCGUCUCCGUCUUCGUCCUGGUCUUCGCGCUCGUCCCUCGAUAGCGACGCUGUCGAGCCGCGACGCCAAGGCAUCCCUCGCUUCGGGGAACGAACGAAGACAGUGCCGAGACCAGGUGUGCCGACGGUGGUUUCGCUGAAAAUCGGUCGAAGAAGAGUGUCUCCCGGGAGGAAGGAGCCGCCAGAGGAGGCGGGAAAUGGCCGGCGGUGUAUAAUGCGCGAGCAGGACCGUCGGGCUGGACCUAGCCGCGCCGAUUCGAGCUGGUACGCGUCGCCGUCCUCCAGCGCCGCGGCGCUACCCUAGUGCGGAGGAUUCAUCCCCCGAGAGGCGGCCCUCGCGCGAGCGUGCGGCAGCGAGCCCUCGCACACACCGGUGCGCGCCGUGCUGCUCGGCCCGCGUGUAUAUGUGUCCGUCCGUGUGAGUGCGCCGAAAGGAAGAGGGCAGCGAUACGAGGUGGCCAGGCCCGGGAAGGGAUCGCGCGUCUCGCCUCGGGGCUCCUUGGACAACGCCAACGCCGGGCGAGAACAUGCAGGGAUCGGGCGAGGCCCGCAGAGGCCUUAGUCCCGCCGGCGGACCGGGAUAAAGGUGAUAACCCGCGAUCCCCGCGCGCACCGCGAGGGUGGAGGCGAGACCGAGCGGUGGUGCUGGUGUGCCGUGACCCGACACACCGAACUGGCCGCCCCGAACCCGUGGAACGGCGCGUCCUUUAGCCGAGGAACUUCAGAAACGCGGGAAGCGAGCUGGACUCGCUUUCGGGCGCAUGGAACAUGAUAGAGAUGUCGAGCGGAAUCGGUGCAACUGCAAUGGGGAUCGGCGUUAGUCACGGGACCGGGGGUGGCGACGGUGUCGCCGGUGGUUGUCGGCUCCGCGCCCAGAGCCAAGGUCAGGCGUCCGACUCCUCGACGCAGCACAACAAUCCGCAACAGUCGUCGCAGCAGCAGCAACAACAGCAACAACAGUUGCAACAGCAACAAACGCCCUCGUCCCAGCAGCAGCCGCAGCAACAGCAACGCCAGGGUUCGGGGAUCAUGGGCCGCUCGAAGAAGGACAAAUGUUGUCUGUGCUGGUGCUGCAGUUGCUUGUGUUUGGCGGCAAUCGGGGGUAACUCGGCGGGCGCAGAGGGCGCUGGCGACCAAGGGAAGAAGAAAGGGAACGCUGGCAUCGGCGGCGAGCACGGUAGUGGCGGCGUCGAGCACGCAGGUGCGGGGAACGGCCUCGAUGACGGCAUGGAAUGCAACCUGGAGGAGAUCAGGACAUGGGGCACCUCUUUCGAGAAACUGAUGAGGAGCGCGGCAGGCCGGAAGCUAUUCAGGGAGUUCCUCAGGAGCGAGUUUAGCGAGGAGAAUAUCGCGUUCUGGACGGCGUGCGAGGACUUCAAGCGGGAGAACAACCCAGAGAGGAUCAAGACGGAAGCGCAGUUCAUCUACAAGGAGUACAUAUCCGAGGACUCGUCGAAGGAAGUGAGCCUGGACGCGCGGGUGCGCGAGAUUGUGAACAACAACAUGGAGCAGCCGACUCCACACACCUUCGACGAGGCGCAGCUGCAGAUCUACACGCUGAUGCAGCGGGACUCAUAUCCUCGUUUUGUAAACAGCGACAUCUACCGGCGGGUGGCCAGACUGGACAACAACGGGCCGCCGAGCGCGACCAACGAGGAGCACAAAACCGUGAAAUCGAAGGGAAAGAAGGGCGCGACGUAAUCGGGGUCUCGCGGACGCGAUUGGGGUGGCAGCGGAUCAACACCCUCCGUCUCUGAAGCAUUCUCCACCGAUCAAGAGGAAAUGGAAGACGAAACACACGAUCGUGGAUCGCUGCGAUACGCCGGCCGAUCAGCCGAUCGGCGAUCAGAGGCAAACUCAGGCCCGGGAUUGAGGACAUCGUCGAUCCCCGUCUCGGACCGCCGUCGAUUCGAAAUCGAAAUCCUUCUGUCGAAAUCCGCGAGGAUUGGACAGGCGUCCUUAGGGAUCUCGAGGGAAGAAAAUGAAGAAAACGACGAAGAGACGAAAGAAGAAGAAGAAGAAGCUUGAAGCGACUCGCUCUUCCACGCGACGCCACAUCGGGGCCACGUGAGCACGCUCGCCGCGCCAGCGAACGUGAAGCACGAAUGUUGACGAUCGACUGAAUUAUUUCGGAAGAAAGAAAGAAAAGGGAAAACGAAGAAGAAAAGCGCAGAGGAGAAAACGCGAAAAAUAAAGGGAAGAAAAAGAAUCGAUGGGGAUAUUGCACGCGCAGACACAGGCCGGAUUUGAGAUAUGACUCGAACGGGGUGUGUACGUAGAGGAAGAGAGGCACGAAACGCGAGUACAGCGCGACACGGUCGCGCGGAUCGUCGCUGGCUCUUCUUUCCAGGAUUAUUCUUUGAUAUACACACGCUCGCCCGUUCCUACGCGACACGGUUUACACACGAGAUUGAAAGAAGACCGGGACGCGCACACGGGUCGGUCGGGGGAUGACGUUCAUCCGUCGCGGAAGUUCCUAAAGUUCAUCGUUCGAGUGUCUUCGCGACUGAUCGUCGCGAUCGAUCGUCUCUCUCCUUCUCCUCGGCACGGAACGCGUCGCGCGUCCGCUCUCUCCCGCUCGAGCGACCUUUCCCUCCGUUUUUCUCACUGGUCUUCUGACCCCGCCGUUUCUCUCAUCUCUUUCUCGCUCUUUUUUAACGAUAAACACCUCCGGUUUUCAUCGUCGAAGAAGGUCUUCGCGGGAUCCAAGCGAUCGAGCCACGGGAGACUCAGCUCUCGAUCGUGGAAACGAGAGAAAUUCUUUGUAGUUAAAUUGUUGUACUUCCGGUUGUAUAAUGGAAACAUUGAAAAGCAGACUGCUCCGAUAAUGGAAUUAUUCUGACGUGAUGAUCGUAGAAUCGGGAAACAUCUUAUCGAGGUUUGGCAACCGAAGGUUGCUAACUUAUUUGAUCUAUCGCCGAAUGAAUAUGUAUAAAGUUGUUUAGAAAAUUAUUACAAAUUUACAUUUUCGUUAUUUAAAAGAACAUUGUUGGACUUAGGUCACUCUAGCUUUCAAGGCUCGACCAUUCUACCUUCGUUACGAUCGAGAAAACGAAUUGAGAGUUAAAGUCCCCGCGUCUCCAAAAUGGCGGCUCACCCGAUCGAGGCAACAGCCGACGCAGAAGCAAUAUUCACCAAGUGCGAAUGAAUCUCGUCGAUCGAAUCGAUCGUUUAUCGAACGGGGAUCGGCGGAGCGUCGAGAAAUCGUGCGGCGCGCAACCGCCUUGCGUGCGAAACUCCUGCACACGAAGGGACUCCUUUCCCGAUCAUUUCCGGCGGGAGCCACACUGCUUUCACGGGGAAAAAUGUCUUAUUCCGCCUGGUCUUAUUUGUGAUACCGUGGCGAGCGGCUGCGGGGAUUCUUCGGGUGUCUGAACCGAUCGCGGAAGUACCCUCGUUUCGUCACAAUCGCGAUUUACUUGCAACGGGACCAUGAGAAAGAGGGGGUGACUUUUCUUAGAAUGCGGCAGGUGGAGUUUCGCGCGCGAGGUUUCCCGUGCGGCCGAGUCUCGCCGACGGAUCGUCCGAGACCGAAUCGAGAACUAUGGCGGAUCCUAGCCCUGACAGAUCGAUCGACGGCCAACGCUGAAAGCACCGGGCAGGUCGGCAAGGCCCGUUUGUGAUUACAUGUUGUACAAUUGUUAAGAUUAUAAAGGUGAUUUCGCGGGGAAUUAUCGGAUAAGUUUAUUUAUUCGUGCGUAUCGCAAUCGACGUCCCAACGAACGCACUCUCGUCAUUUCGAUGAAGCUAGUCAUUUUUAGCGCUCGCCGCUUCCAGCGUUGAACGCCGAGGAAAUUCGAUAGUCCAUCUCUUGCGUCGUGUGUGGUUGGUGGACUGAUUUUGCGAUGAAUCUCCAGGGUUCGAGUGCUUCGGCUCCUUUCAAGACAGAUCUAUUUAUUAACGAACCGCUCGAUAAGUAUUUUCUGAUCUGUUGAUGUAUGCAGACGGUGUGUAAAUGACACAAUCGAAUUUAAAGUGGAUUAACUUUAUUUCGAAUGGAAAUGUUACGUCCCAAGAGCAUUUCGCGUCGAAUCUGAGCUAAACCCAGAAAACUGCGGAUAGAGAAUAGCAUUUGGGACUGAAUAUUUCGAAACAUUCGUUUCUGUCGCUGUCUUGAAAGGGUAGUUUUAAGAAUUUUGUUUCGUACCCCUCGUCCACGAUAUGUAUCGUGAGAGAAUGAUGUACAGUUGACGAAGGAAUGAAAGAAGGGAAAGAAAGAAGAGGAGCCGGCUCACGUCGCGACGCUCAACUUCCGUUGAACGAAGGGACCGGUAAUCCUAGGACGGCGUGCACCGAGUUACUGCCAGUGAGACACACCAUGAAUCGAACUGCUCCGACGAUUAAGGAUAGACGAAGACGACGACGAAGAAGGGGGGACGAAAUGGAACGAUCUAGUCAGCAUCGCUCGAAGACGAUGGGCGUCGACGAAAGAAAAAAAAAUGGCCUAAGCAGGGAACACUCACUCGGGCCGCAAGUUCGUACUAUUCCCGGGACUCGACCAGCCGCCAUCUUGUCGGCCGCGCGUCGCGUUGCGACGUUCCCGAACUUUUUCGCGAAAAUCGAUCGCUCCGAUGAUUAAACGAUUUUCUACGGUUCGCGAAUUAUUGGCACAAUUUCGUGGAAAAGUUCGAGAAGCUCGGGAAGUUCAACAGGAUUCGGUCGGAUUUUUGUUUUACGCGGGAAAUUUGAAUUCCUCGUUCUUGUCGCGCCGCGAAGGACGAUUAUUUGAACAUGAUCGUUUCUUUUUUUUUUACGUACGGUUUAUCCUGACUUCCAUUUGCACCGAGACGCGGUGGGGAACUCGCCUCGCGGUUCCGUGAACCGGAAACGAUCCGAAUUUCACGGCAGACCUUGCGGCGAGCGCACAAAAGGUUCACGCACACACGAACGGGCACGCACACGGUCCGACACGUGACCGAGGUCCCGUUUCCAUUUAUAUCCGCACAAUUUUACAGAGUUGAAAGUGAAACUCGUCGACUUCCCCCCCGCGGGGUCAUGUGUUCUUUCGCUGACGCAAUUCCACUACGAUUACAAGCCGAAGGGGACAGCACGGAUCUAAGUUUCCGUUGAAUGUUAAUCGGGCUCCUUAAACCGACAAGUGCUGCUGUUAAUACUAACGAAUCAUUCGGUAAUAAUAAUCUGCUAUUUAUUAAACGACGGGUUCAAAUAAUUUUCGUUACUCAUCAAAAAAUUGAUUACAAGUUCGUCAUUUUUAAUAUUAUGAAGAAGAAGUGUUCCUUGAAGCUGCUAUUUUGUUUGGAGUUUAAAUGAAACAUUCGCUUCAUUUGUUGAUUGAAAAGCUCGAGGGAGUACUUUCUUCGUCGAAGGAAUGUUCAGGAACGAUUUUGAUUUCCCUUUGUGCCAACUUCCUUCGUGUCGCGGGAUCAUGGAAUGUUUUAAAUGAGAAAAUGGGAUGAGACUCAUAACCGGGGCCACAUACUUGACCCCGAAAUCACUCGAUCGUCUGACGCUUGGAGAAAACUCGAUCGAUUUUCAAGAGGAAACAAAGAGAAACGAGAAACAGGGGAAAGCAGACAGAGCGCACAUCGUCGCGAGCCGAUCGCACAACGCGCGAUGGGAGAAAUGAAAGAGGAAAAAAUGAGAGAAGAUGAAAAAAACCAAAUCGCACAGUCAGGCACAGCGUUUGGCUACUGCCCUGUAGAUAAUAUUAUAGAUAGUUACCACGACGAGGGAGAAGGAGGAUUAAACUAAUUAUACAUGCAAAUAUAUAAAUAUACAUAUAUAUAUAUAUAUAUAU
Nomia melanderi (Alkali bee) is the source of this 5853-nucleotide messenger RNA. It is a transcript of the gene Dhit, whose product is annotated as regulator of G protein signaling double hit. The record is from RefSeq and is a predicted model, not a curated record. Lineage: Eukaryota; Metazoa; Arthropoda; Insecta; Hymenoptera; Halictidae.